Molecule: messenger RNA, 638 nt
Organism: Dissoconium aciculare CBS 342.82
Lineage: Eukaryota; Fungi; Ascomycota; Dothideomycetes; Mycosphaerellales; Dissoconiaceae
Exons: 1
Coding region: 82-489 (135 amino acids)
Source: RefSeq, a predicted model, not a curated record
AGUGACACCGAUGAGAACCUCGACGAUCAGAAAUCUCAUCGAAUCCCGAUUUCCGGCUGGCCCUCGUGCAAGAAACGGCUGAUGGGCGAGUACGGGGUGAUCAAUCUCAAUGCGCUCGUGUGUUACACUACAAUACUGUAUCGAAUCCUCGCCGAAUAUUUCCCGAGUGGAUUGACAAUACAAAUAUCGAUAAUCACAAGAAACAGCCAGAAUGCUCGGCAGUACGACGAGAACCUGGAUCGGAGCCGACCUACGCCUGAUGCCCCUCCGUGCAGAGGACGGUGUCACCGAACGUCGCCGACGCAGGCAGGCAUAUCAGCCGCCGACGGAGACGACGUCGUUGCGAUUCGAUGGUCGACGAGCGAGACCAAGUCAAGUGCUGUCGGAUUCGUCACCGGAAUGCUGUAUUUCUCCCUUUUCGUCAACUGCGUUGUGGUCGUGAUGACUCCUUUCUACUUGAGGGAUGUGAUUUCCUUCACCUUCUCCUAGACGAGGUGAAAUCUUUUUCGAUUUUUUUUCUCUUCUUCUUCUUCUCCUCAUCUUUUGGGAUUCAACUCAGUAGUGUGGAGAUGUCAGAUGCCAGGUGUGAGGUGUGAGGUGUCGUCGCGUUCUUACGUUACGUAGGUAGGUAUGAAUGA